Molecule: messenger RNA, 5826 nt
Organism: Ostrea edulis (European flat oyster)
Lineage: Eukaryota; Metazoa; Mollusca; Bivalvia; Ostreida; Ostreidae
Exons: 13
Coding region: 2621-3823 (400 amino acids)
Source: RefSeq, a predicted model, not a curated record
UUUACUAUAUUUUGGGCAAUGGAUGGUAAGCAUUGCUGCGUGAUCGGCUGCCACAACUCAAAUGAAAAGACGAAAAAAAGUUAACGCGCAUCAGUUAUUUUUCUUUCCCCCAGGACAAAGAAUGGCGAUCAAAAUUGAUAGCACCUGUCAAUCGCAGUGAUAGAUUUUUUAAUCCGAACACUAUUCGAAGCAUAUUUGUUCGGUGCAUUUUGAGGAAAAGAAUUUAUUGUUUCACGGUAAGUUAUUUCAAUAAAUUACAUAUACAUAUUUGAAUUGAACAAUAUAUUUAUGUUUUUUAAUGAAAACUAUAAAUUUUGAAGGCAAAGGUUUCAAACUAAUUCCUGGGAGUUUGCCCACAUUAUAUAUGCCAAAGAAAACUAUAGAAACACCCUGUCCUCCGCCCAGACAUCCACCGACGAAACGUCCAUCACCACCUGUCCCUGAGAGAGUGACCUAUUUAUCUCUGUCUGAUCUGCAGAAAAGUAUUCAUGUUAAGGACCUUCAUGGCUGGAGUAUUCUGAAGACAGAUGACAACAUCCUUGUUAGCUCACCUGAACCGAAGGUUCAAGUGAGCUUUUCUGAUCGCUUUUUGUCCGUCGUCUGUCUGUCUGUCUGUCCGUCCGUCUGUCUGUUAAACUUUUCACAUUUUCGACUUCUUCUGCAGAACCACUGGGCCAAUUUCAACCAAACAUGGCCAAAAGCAUCCUUGGAUGAAGGGCUUUCAAGUUUGUUCAAAUGAAGGGCCAUGUCUCUUUCAAAGGGGAGAUAAUCACAAAAAUGCAAAAAUAGGGUCGGGUCAUUUAAAAAUCUUCUUCUCAAGAACCACUGGGCCAGAAGAGCUGAAAGCUUCCUGACAUAUUGCAGAUUCAAGUUUGUUCAAAUCAUGGCCACCGGUGGUAGGAUGGGGCCACAGUUUUACAUACAAAUAUAUAGGGAAAAACUUAAAAAAAAAUCUUCUUCUCAAGAACCACUAAGCCAGAAAAGCUGAGAUUUACAUGAAAGCUUCCUGACAUAAUGCAGAUUCAAGUUUGUUCAAAUCAUGGGCUCCAGGGGUUGGAUGGGGCCACAAUAGGGGAUCAAAGUUUUACAUACAAAUAUAUAGGAAAAAUCUUCUUCUCAAGAACCGCUGAGUCAGAAAAGCUGAUUUUUACAUGAAAACUUUCUGACAUAGUGCAGAUUCAAGUUUGUUCAAAUCAUGGCCCCCGGGGAUAGGAUGGGACCCCAAGGGGGGAUCAAAGUUUUGCACACAAAUAUAUAGGGAAAAACUUUAAAAAUCUUCUUCUCAAGAACCACUAAGCCAGAAAAGCUGAUUUUUACAUGAAAACUUUCUGACAUAGUGCAGAUUCAAGUUUGUUCAAAUCAUGGCCCCCGGGGGUAGGAUGGGGCCCCAAGGGGGGGGGAUCAAAGUUUUACAUACAAAUAUAUAGGGAAAAACUUUAAAAAUCUUCUUCUCAAGAACCACUAAGCCAGAAAAGCUGAGAUUUACAUGAAAGCUUCCUGACAUAAUGCAGAUUCAAGUUUGUUCAACUCAUGGGCCCCGGGGGUUGGAUGGGGCCACAAUAGGGGAUCAAAGUUUUACAUACAAAUAUAUAGGAAAAAUCUUCUUCUCAAGAACCACUGAGCCAGAAAAGCUGAUUUUUACAUGAAAACUUUCUGACAUAGUGCAGAUUCAAGUUUGUUCAAAUCAUGGCCCCCGGGGGUAGGAUGGUGCCACAAGGGGGAUCAAAGUUUUACAUACAAAUAUAUAGUUAAAAUCUUUUUCUCAAUAACCACUGAGUCAGAAAAGCUGAUAUUUACAAGAAAACUUUCUGACAUAGUGCAGAUUCAAGUUUGUUUAAAUCAUGGCCCCCGUAUCAAAUCAUAUACAAAUAUAUAGUUAAAAUCUUUUUUCUCAAGAACCAUUGGGCCAAAGAAGUUGACAUUUACAUGAAAGCUUUCUGACAUAGUGUAGAUUCAAGUUUGCAAAGGGUAGUUUGGGCCAUAAUAGGGACUAAGGUUUUACAUGCAAAUAUAUAUGGAAAGUCUUCAGAUAUGGGCCAAGGUGACUCAGGUGAGCGAUGUGGCCCAUGGGCCUCUUGUUUUUGGAAUGUAUCAAGAUCACUGGAAAAGACAAUCACAGUAGAUAUUAACUUAAAUGUCAUUGUCCGAUUUGGGGGUAAAAACAAGUUGAUAAACAAUUAAUCCAAAUUACCAACACUAGUAACAUGAAAUAUAUUUAUUUUCUAGGAAUGCAAUGUAUGAAUAGUAAUAUCCAGCAAAUGGAUUGUAUAUUGUAUGAACAUUUUACAUCACAUGAUUUAAUUUACUUUAACUUACAUUGAAUUAUUUUAAUACAGAGGUACUUGUGAAGAAUAAGGAAACAAAUUUAAGCAAGAUUUCCAUCAGUAAAUUCCUCCAAGAAAUUGACAACAUCAGAAAGUGCGCAGGGUUACCUGAUGGUAGUUAUAAGGAAAAGUGUUUCAGAUUUGUUUCUACUGUUGUGAGGAAUGUUAAACCUAAAGUGGAAACUGUUGUUAGAUCUCAAAGAUGUUCUGGAGGUUUGAUCUCAGAUGAAUCCACACCCGUCUGCUCAACCUGUACUAGUUUACGUGGGAGCGGUAGUGAUGGAAAAUCAUUUACUAUGCAGAUCACAGUUCACCCCAAAACACCACUCUCUCGCCUGUCCAAAGAGGACUUGAUUAAGGAAGUCAAGGCAUCUAGAUAUAGCUUCAGAGAGAUUCAAGCUCAAGUACAAUCCCUGACAAAUGGUAUGACGGAAACAGUAACAAAUGAAGUGGGAGAGGGACUUUAUUUUUCAAUAGAAAACAAUCCUCCAGAGGACAACUUUUUGGAAUUGAUUUGGAAGGAGCAGAAAAAGGCAUUUCAGUCCAAUCCAAAGGGUAUGAGGUGGCAUCCCAUGAUGAUACGAUUUGCCAUUUUCUUGCAGUAUCAAAGUCCUCGAGCAUAUGAGGCCAUUAGAGAAUCUGGUGUUUUAAAACUACCAAACAAAUCAACAUUGAAGGACUAUACCAAUGUUAUAACACCAGCAACUGGCUUUCAACCACAUAUGUUUGAGGAACUAAGAAAGAUCGCAGCAGACCUUCCCUCCGAGAAGAGAUUUGUUGCUCUCCUUCAUGACGAAAAUAAAAUAAAGUCCGACCUGGUGUAUGACAGACGGAGUGGCCAAGUCAUCGGAUUCACAAAUCCAAAUACUUGGACAUUCAACGAGGAUGAGUCAAUGAAAAUUGCAACCCAUGUGCUGGUUUUCAUGGUUGUUGACAUUAAUUCCCACAUAAAAAUGAGUAUUGGCCAUUUUCCUACCAGAACUUCCACUGCCGACGAAUUAUAUCCUCUCUUUUGGAGUGCUGUGGCAUACUUAGAAAUGACAUGUGAACUGAAAGUCAUAACAUCAACUAGUGAUAAAGCCUCUGCCAAUCAGAGGUUGUAUCGAAUACACAAAGUAGGAAAUGAACCAGUUGUCUUCAAAACAAAGAAUGUAUUCACUGAGGAGGACAGAUAUAUUUAUUUUAUCUCUGAUGCUCCCCACCUUGUGAAGACAAUAAGAAACAAUGUCUACAGAUCAAAGACAGGUGGAUCAAGGUACGUCUGGAAUAAUGGUCGGUUCAUUCUGUGGUUUCAUGUGAUGGAUAUUUAUAAUGAUGACACAAGGGGCCAGUUGUACAGAACAAAACUAACCCAUGAUCAUGUGUACCUGACACCAUCUUCCACCAUGUCUGUCAAACUGGCAGUUCAGGUUUUAAGUAACUCUGUGGCACAGGUCAUGCGUGCUUAUUAUGGCCCAGAGGUGUCAGAGACAGCUAGGUUGUUCAGUUUGGUGAACUGAUUUUUUGAUUGCCUGAAUGUGCGGUCAUUGAGGGAGUCUGUGUUCCAGAGAAAACCAGAUGUAGCACCCUACACUUCACAAAAUGACCCAAGAUUUCAGUUCCUCAAGGAUGAAGUCUUAGAAUAUUUCAAUCAGUGGCUCAUUUCUGUGAGGUCCCGACCAGGCUAUAAGAAGACGGAGCAGAACAAAAUGUUCAUUUCAUAUCAAACUCAUGAGGGCAUUAUCAUGACAGUGAAAUCCUUCAUUCAGAUACCUGCUUCAACAGGGGGUGCCAUAUGUUUUGAGCAAUGUCUUCUGUCAGGACCCCCUUGAAGAGCACUUUGGUCGCCACAGAGGAUUGGGUGCUCGUCAUGACAACCCAACAAUUCACCAGUUCGGUUACCAAGAAAACCAACUUCGAAUUCAGAGAAGCUUAGCCUUCAACUUUGUGCCCAAAGGAAACACUGCAAGAAGGGCAGGAGAAAAAAGACCCAUUGUCAUAAAAAACAGUCCCUUAAAAUAUAACUAAAAGAAGCUUACUUAACAAAAUGUGCACAUUGUCGGAAAAUGAGGAUCCAAUCAUUUUCGAAAAAGUUAUGGUGGAUCUAAGAUGGGUGGAGGGUUAAAAAUAGCUUGUGAAACUUCUUGUAUAUAUGUUUACAUUAUUUUGACCCAAGUGUUCAGUAAUUUCUUCAAUUUACAGUGGAUCAAAGAAAACUGUUUUAUAGCUCAUUAUUUUUAUUUAAUAUACAACAUUGGUCACAUCGAUGUUGAAUGCAGUACAUUAAAGGGGGUGGGUAGGUGUAAUUUGGAGCACUUUUAAAUUGGGGAACAAAAACAAAUCAUAAUAUCUGGUCAACAUAUACAUGUAGUGCUUUUGCUUGUUAGCAGUUUUUGUAUAUUAGUAGUUGUUACUGUUGAACUUUGAAACAUUUGCUGUUUUGUUUUGUUUUCUGUUUUAUAGUUACCAAGAAAACCAACUUCAGUUCAGAGGAGCUUAGCCUUCAACUUUGUGCCCAAAGAAAAUACUGCAGAAAGGACGGGAGAAAAAAAGACUCAUUGUUAUAACAAACAGUCCAUGAAAACUUAGCUGUAAUAAACACACUGACAAAAUUGCAUGAUUAUUUUUGAAUUUGAAAAUCAAUGUUAAUCAGUCAAUACAUUUGCGUAGAGCUUUUUGCUUGCUAGCAGAUUUUGUUCUUGAGUAGUAAUUUUCCAUGAGUUGUCUGCACCUAGCAUGACAUCUUACUCUGAAAUAUUGAUAGCAUUGUGAAAAAUAAUUUCUCUUGCAUUACCACAUCUGAUUCUGAAUGAUAAGUGCAAUCAUAGAACACGGACAUAGCGUCAUUUUCUCGACAAAUUGUAUUGGUGAACUGUUGAAGUGUUGGAACUGACACUGCUGUGCAUGAAUUUCUAAACACAAGUUCUAAAACUACAAAGAAAUUUAUCGCUUCAGAAGAGGAUUGUGUUAGACCACCUCUGGAUUUUAUGGAAAUUAAUUUAGUGUUUCCGUCUGUGUCAAUGAGUUUGCUCAUAUAUUUUUUGACAUCAAAAGAAGAGGACAAUUUUUGUUUGCAUCGAAACAAUACGAAGCCUGCAAUGUAUGCAAUAAUAUCUCUCUCCCCAAUUCUCAGGACAUUUUUUGUGUCUAAUUUUACAGAAGAAUUCGAAGAUGGUGUAUUCUCUCUAAUAAUUUCUUCAGCUGUUCUAAUCGAUAUGAAAGCUGACAAUUGUUGCUUGUUUACAACAUUUUGAAGUUUCUGCACUACAUCUGGCUGUAUGAGAUGGAAAUUAUGCCAGGCCUUUUCCUUGGCUGCACUAGAGAAUACUUCUACCUUCAUGAUGGUGUCUAACUGCUGAAGAGCUGGAACCAAGUCAGCAGCUGUAAAGGACAGUUGUUAUGUUAAUUUCAUACAAUAACAACAAAGUUUUAACAUAUGAGUUUAUAACUGUUUGACAUUUCCAUGAAUUAUUUGUAAAAUUACAUCCAUAUUGUAUAUAAAUCAUAUAAGUAUAACAAGAAA